This is a messenger RNA of Pseudozyma hubeiensis SY62, 1095 nucleotides long. Its product is annotated as calcium/calmodulin-dependent protein kinase, variant 3, variant. The record is from RefSeq and is a predicted model, not a curated record. Gene Ontology annotation, molecular function: calmodulin binding; ATP binding; calcium/calmodulin-dependent protein kinase activity. Gene Ontology annotation, biological process: protein phosphorylation; cellular response to oxidative stress. The transcript has a single exon. Lineage: Eukaryota; Fungi; Basidiomycota; Ustilaginomycetes; Ustilaginales; Ustilaginaceae. The coding region runs from base 1 to 1095 and encodes 364 amino acids.
AUGGCCUCGUCAAAUCCUCAGACCGUGCCAUGCGCCUACAAGACCGGCCGCACGCUCGGUCAGGGCACCUACGCUGUCGUCAAAGAGGCGGUUCACAUCAAGACCGGUCAAUACUACGCAUGCAAAGUCAUCUCCAAAAAGCUCAUGGAAGGACGAGAGCACAUGGUGCGCAACGAGAUCCAAGCACUCAAACGUGUCUCGCAAGGGCAUCGAUCCAUCGUCACCCUCGUCGACUACUUUGAGACCAUGAACAACCUCUACCUCGUCACCGAUCUGUGCGUCGGAGGAGAACUCUUUGACCGAAUCUGCGAGCGAGGCAACUACUACGAGAAGGAUGCCGCCCAUCUCGUUCGCACCAUCACAGAAGCCGUCGUCUACUUGCACGAUCAGGGCAUCGUUCAUCGUGAUCUCAAACCCGAAAACCUCUUGUUCAGAGACAAGACCGAAGAAAGUGAUCUCUUGAUUGCCGAUUUCGGCUUGUCACGGGUGGUGGAUGACGAAAAGAUCACGGUGCUCUCGACCACUUGCGGUACUCCCGGAUACAUGGCUCCCGAAAUCUUUAAAAAGACGGGUCAUGGCAAACCCGUCGACAUGUGGGCCAUCGGCGUCAUCACCUACUUCCUCCUCUGCGGCUACACCCCCUUCGACCGCGACACCACCAUGGAAGAGAUGCAAGCCAUCAUCAACGCCGACUACCGCUUCGAACCCAAACAGUACUGGGAAGACGUCUCGGACCAAGCCAAGGACUUUAUCAACAAGCUCCUCACCAUCGACCCUUCCAAACGCCUCACCGCCAAGCAAGCGUUGCAACACCAAUGGCUCCAAGAAGCCGCUCCUACAGGAGGCGCCCAACCAGCCGCAAGCGCCGAACAGAAGGAUCUGCUCCCAGACAUCAAGUCCGCUUUCAACGCAAAGAGAACCUUCAGAAAGGCCGUCAACGGUAUCAGGCUGAUCAACAGGUUGAGAACAAACGAACAACAGCCCAACAAGGAAGAGAUCGAAAAGCUGAGACAAACCAUCAGGGAGGCAGAGGACGAAUCGAGCAACUUGGAUCAAGUGCUACCAUCGCAGGAGGAGUCCCAGUCAAAAGCCUAA